Messenger RNA from Heterostelium album PN500, 813 nucleotides. RefSeq lists its product as uncharacterized. The transcript is spliced from 3 exons. The record is from RefSeq and is a predicted model, not a curated record. Lineage: Eukaryota; Evosea; Eumycetozoa; Acytosteliales; Acytosteliaceae. The coding region runs from base 1 to 813 and encodes 270 amino acids.
AUGUUAAGCAUUUUAAAUAAAUCAUUAAAAUCUUCUAGUUUUAUUGUUAGACCAUCGACUUUGUCAUUGGCAAGUUCAUUGACAUUAAGAUCGAACUUACUACAACAACAACAAGCUAAAUCAGAUUUUAAUAGUAAUAAUAACAACAGUAAUAGUUUCAAUGGAAAUAGAUAUUAUUCACAACAUUCGAUUUCUGAUCAACAAGUAAAAGUAGAGAUUAAAUAUCCACCAAAAAAGUCAUCGGCAAAAUCAUUGCUACUUAGAUUCCUUGGUUUGGUGAUUGUCGGUAAGAUCAGUUGGGAUACUGUCACAUCGAUCAUGGCAUACAAGAAAGGUUCAAAAGAGAUAGAGGAAUUCCUAACAGAUGCAUGGAAUGAAGUAUUACAAAAUGUUUAUACAAUGGCAGUCAAUAAUAAAGAGGUAAUCAAUGAAUUGGGUGGACCGGUAUCGAUGGGUGCACCACCACAAGGAUCGACUUCACCGAUAACCGAGCUAUCGAGAGAACUGUUCAUCGGGUUGAAUCUACCGAAAUCACCAAAGGAUAUCGAUACAUGGUAUUUGAAACCGGUCGAAGGAUUGAAAUCAUCGACUGCCAACCAAUCAACAGCAACCACCACCACCAAAGACAAUCAAGAUAAACCUGUUUUGGCACCACAACCAAACUCAUGGCUGGCAUUCCCCUACGUAGAGACAACCUCAGAGGUAACCAUUCCAAUCAGAGGAUCAAAGAACAGAAACUCGGUAUCGAUUAUUCACGCCGUAAUCUAUGCCAACGACGAUAGAUGGCGUGUAUUGAGCGCCAAAUACUUUUAA